Penicillium argentinense is the source of this 1380-nucleotide messenger RNA. RefSeq lists its product as uncharacterized. Bases 1 to 1380 code for a protein of 459 amino acids. The transcript is spliced from 2 exons. Gene Ontology annotation, biological process: D-serine catabolic process. Lineage: Eukaryota; Fungi; Ascomycota; Eurotiomycetes; Eurotiales; Aspergillaceae. Gene Ontology annotation, molecular function: D-serine ammonia-lyase activity. The record is from RefSeq and is a predicted model, not a curated record.
AUGGCAUCCAAGCAGGAACUGAAAGACUUCUAUGUCGGCCAAGAUGUGAGUGGCGUGCCGAAACCAGCUCUCGUUCUCGAUGCAGCGAUCAUCAGAAGACAUUGCGAAACAAUGAUUAGAACUGUGAGAGAGCUGGAUGUUGGAUUUCGGGCUCAUGUCAAGUCUCACAAAACCACCGAAAUUGCCGAAAUGCAAGUUGGCGACAAGACCCUCGACGGAAGUUUCAUUGCAUCGACUAUCCUUGAAAUCGAAAGUUUGAUCCCUCUUCUCAAGGAAUUGCAGUCUGAGGGACGUCGCGUCAACGUGCUCUAUGGCAUACCACUGGUGCCUUCGCAAGUGGCUCGAUUGGCGAAGAUCGCCUUAGAAAUUGGACACGAAAGCAUUUCCGUAAUGAUCGACCACUCGGAUCAGGUUGACUACCUCCCGCAAUUUUCGGCAAUUACUAAAUUUGCGGUGUCAGCUUUUGUCAAGGUCGACUCAGGCUAUCAUAGAGCCGGACUACCGCCCGUCGCCUUGAACAAGCAAGGCCUUCUCGAGAAGCUGGCAAAUUCUGAAAAACAAGGAUAUGUUAAGUUCCUGGGUGUCUACUCGCAUAGUAGUCUCAGCUAUGCAGGAACAACCCCUCAGGAAGCAAUGAAGCAUUUGAUUAAUGAGAUUGACUCUUGCAAAGAAGCAGUCCAACUCCAUUCAAAGUUUUUCCCCCAAAAGCAGCUUGUCAUCAGCGUGGGAGCAACUCCACAGGCACUGUCGUCGCAGAAUCUUCUGCGAAAGGACGAAAUGGGACCCGAAUCAAGAACUCUUAGAGAUUUACUGCGUGCUCCUUUUGCAAGUGACCUAGAUGCAGAUGUCAAGGUGGAACUGCACGCUGGAGUGUACCCGCUUCUUGACAUGCAACAAUUGUCAACCAAAGCGAGCAUGCAACUGAAGAGCCCCAAAGAGGAGAUUGCAGUCUCUGUGCUUGCGGAAGUCUGCAGUGUUUACAACGAUGGCGAAAGGUCUCAACCUGAGGCUCUCGUUGCCGCCGGAACAUUGGCACUGGGAAGAGAGCCAUGUCCUAGCUAUCCUGGCUGGGCCAAAUUGUCUUCUUGGCGACAAUCACCUUCCAACUCGCAGUCAUCCUUGAUUGUGGAACGUAUCAGCCAGGAACAUUCCAUCGUUGCUUGGGAAGACAAAGAGGCGAAUUCACCAAGCGUUCCCCUUUCUGUUGGUCAGGUGGUGAAACUCUACCCAAAUCACGCCUGUGUCGCAGCUUCCUUCUACAACUUCUACUUUGUGGUGGACUCCGACUUAGAUGCAGACGCGGCGAAAAUUGUCGACGUGUGGGUAAGGGCAAGAGGUAGUGACGUGACCGAUCCGUUGUUUCUCUCGAGGGCCCAAUAG